Carassius carassius (crucian carp) is the source of this 443-nucleotide messenger RNA. RefSeq names its product overexpressed in colon carcinoma 1 protein homolog. Lineage: Eukaryota; Metazoa; Chordata; Actinopteri; Cypriniformes; Cyprinidae. The transcript is spliced from 5 exons. The record is from RefSeq and is a predicted model, not a curated record. The coding region runs from base 180 to 365 and encodes 61 amino acids.
AUUCAGGCUCAGCCAUCAGACUGCACUUCCCUCAUCCUCACUCUCUCCUCAUCCCUCCAUUCAUCCUUCUCACAACCAAUUCUAGUAAUCUGUGUCUCUUUCCCCCUUGUCACUACCCCUCAGCACUGUCUAUCUAUCCUAUUUCCAUCACUUUGAUUGACUUUGACAAAGUUUAAAGCAUGGGAUGUGGGAAUUCCACCUCUGACAGCACAGCUGCGGGUUCAUCUGAGUCAGCCAAAGAUGUGCAGGAUGAUUCAUCUGUGGACGAUGAAAAGAGGAGGAACUAUGGUGGAGUGUAUGUGGGUUUACCUGCAGACCUCAGCAACGUGGCCACCGGACAAACACCCUCCACACACAAAGAAUAACGCUAUUCAGAGCUGAAGGCACAGAUGAAGGGCUUCCCAGAGGGAAUUUUGGCUGAAAAGUGCUGUGUAAUUGUCACA